Messenger RNA from Melopsittacus undulatus (budgerigar), 1249 nucleotides. It is a transcript of the gene MSS51, whose product is annotated as MSS51 mitochondrial translational activator. The coding region runs from base 20 to 1249 and encodes 409 amino acids. The record is from RefSeq and is a predicted model, not a curated record. Lineage: Eukaryota; Metazoa; Chordata; Aves; Psittaciformes; Psittaculidae. The transcript has 6 exons.
UCGCUGGGCUUCCAAAGCCAUGGACCGCAAUGUGCCGGGGCUGUCCAACGUCAUCCUCCAGAAGCUCAACAUGAAGAGCUAUGAGGACUACAAGUCUGCCAUGGACGGGAGGAAAAGCGGCAGCGAUUUCGGCAUCCGAACUUACUUUGAGAUGUUCCAGAAGAUGGAGGACACCUUCAGAUUCUGUGCUGAGUGCAGGAAGCUCCCCGAUGCUCUCCCAGACCCCAGAAGCCUCCGGCGAUGCAAGAGGUGCCAGAACGUGUACUACUGCGGCGUGGCAUGCCAGCGUGCCAACUGGCCACUGCACAAGAAAUUCUGCAAGAAGCUGAAGCUGGUGGCCCUGGAUCGGCUGGUGGAGUGGCUUGUCUUCACAGGAGACAUCCCCUUUCCUUCAGAGACCUGGACAAAGCCCCCCUGGGAUGUGGAGGGCUGGGAAGACUGGUUCUCCAUGCAGGAGCAGCUGGAGGAGAAGCUGGGAGCCAUCCUGGCUGGCCGGUAUAUGACCCUUCUGUGGGCCAAUGCUGGGAAGCCACGGCCAGAGGACAGGGAGCUGCGUGAUUCUGUCCGACGCCUGGUCACUGACUUCCACUCACGGCCACUCACCAUCGGCCUGGGGCUACGGCUCUUCAGCAUCGAGCCGCUCGCCAAGGCCCUCACCGUGCAUGUGGUGGGAGCGUCCCAUGUGGAGACCCUCAACGCCCGGCUGACAGACUACGAUGAGCUGACACGCAUGUUCCCAGGGCACCGCGGCAUGGAGGUGGUGAUGGUGGGGGUGGAUGUGGUCGAUGGACCCGUCAUGAGGCCACCCCUGGCCACCCCAGCGCCCCAGGGAAGGGUCUAUCUCAGCAGCUACAAGGGGCUCUACCAUGACUUUUGGGAAAGCCACGUGGAGACCAAGCUGGCUGCCCGCCCUGACCUGGUGGUGGGCUUUCACCCGGGUUUCCAUGCCUGCCCAGACCUGCUGGCAGGCUGGCUGCCCACCCUGCUGCUGCUGCGGGACUACCGCUUGCCCGUCCUCUUCACUGUGUACAGUGAGCAGGAGCUGAAGUCCUCCCUGCAGCUCCUGGUGGAGCUCGAGAUGCACAUUAUGGGCUAUGCCACCAACCCCUUCGCCUCGCUGCGGCCCGAGCAGGUCUACUCCAGCCCCAACAAGGCACCCGUCUACUGCAGCUCCUACUAUAUCACCCUGCUGGGGCCGGUGACAUCGGGUGUGCCAGGUGCUGAAGACCUGGAGGAUGGUGAUGGCUGA